CCAAGAUGGCGUCCUUCACGCGGCUUCAAACUUUUUCGCGAUUUCGUCAACUUUUUACCCUACGUGGAAGCCGUCAAAUACAUGUACCAUGGAGGAGAGAAUUCUCAAGUGUUGUUUCUUCGACUUCUUUUUAUAAUAAUACCAGGUCACAAGAUAUAAAUAAAAGAAAGUUAUUUGAUAAGCAACAUUGUCAAUCAGUUCACAUCAGAACAUUAACUGAUGAGCCUGAUAAAACAAUCGAGAACUCAAGUGAGGAAAACUCUUACGAGGCAUCAGACAUGGCCCAUGUUAUUACAAAUACCGAACAAGUAACAGGAGAAUCAAAGAAACAUGAAUUUCAAGCAGAAACCAAACAACUUUUAGACAUUGUGGCCAAGUCACUUUACUCUGAGAAAGAGGUUUUUAUUCGAGAAGUUAUUUCCAACUCAUCCGACGCAUUAGAAAAACUACGACACCACUUCAUCACAGGAAAAGAUGUCGUAGACUUGGACUUAAAUUUGGAAAUUAAAUUAGAGACCAGCGAAGAGGCUGGGACAUUUACGAUACAAGAUAAUGGUGUCGGCAUGACUGAAGAGGAGCUCUUACAAAAUCUAGGGAUUAUUGCAAAGUCAGGCUCCAAGGCCUUCCUGGAGCAGCUCAAGCAUGAUUCUGUGUCAGCGCAAGACAAUAUUAUUGGUCAAUUUGGUGUUGGGUUUUAUUCAACGUUCAUGGUCGCAGAUAAAGUAGAUGUCUAUACUAAAUCUUAUCAGCCCAACAGCCAGGGAUACUUCUGGACAUCAGAUGGCUCAGGGACAUAUGAGUAUGCCGAAGCAGAGGGAGUCUCCAGAGGAACAAAACUCAUCAUCCACUUGAAGGAGGAUUCUAAAAGAUAUGCCUUGAAAACUGCUGUAGAAGAAAUUGUUCGAAAGUACAGCAACUUUGUUGGUUUUCCGAUAUACCUAAAUGGUGUGUGUAUCAACACGAUACAGCCUCUCUGGACUUUAGAACCAAAAGACAUAAGCAGUGAACAACAUGAGGAGUUCUUMCAGUUUCUUGGUGGCACAUACGACAAACCCCGAUACUACUUACAUUACAAGACAGACGCACCCCUAAAUAUUCGUAGUAUAUUCUACAUUCCCGAGACUCUACCUCAGAUAUUGUCCAUGCAGCAGAGUGAUUCUGGCAUAUCCCUUUACAGCAGAAGAGUACUUAUACAAGGCAAAGCAGAAAAGGUGUUACCUCGCUGGUUGAGGUUUGUUCGAGGUGUUGUUGACAGUGAAGACAUCCCAUUGAAUUUGAGUCGGGAGCUACUGCAAGACAGUGCUCUCAUCAGAAAGCUUAGCGACGUCCUCUCGGCAAGGAUAGUCAAGUUCCUCCAAGAACAAGCCAGAAAGGACAGAGUCAAGUACGAAAAGUUCUUUAAGGAUUGCUCGGUGUAUAUCCGAGAGGGUGUGGUCACCACAGAGAAUCAGGACCAGAAGGAAGAGAUAUCUAAGCUGUUGUUAUUUGAAUCAUCAAGUGAAAAACCUGGGGCAUUGACUAAUUUACCAGCUUAUGUACAAAGAAUGAAACCCACACAAAGAAAGAUCUAUUAUCUAUGUGCACCAAGUCGAGAAUUAGCGGAAACGUCACCAUAUUAUGAAAGUUUAAAAGAAAAUGAUGUUGAGGUAUUGUUUACGUAUAAUGAUCAAGAUGAUGUGGUGCUGCACUAUCUGAAGAAGUAUGAAGGCAAGGAAAUCAUAUCAGCAGAAAACUACUUGUCUGAAGCCUCAGAUGACAAACAAGCCAGUGAACCAGAUGUUAAAGAUGUUAAUCCCAAAGAGGAUUCGCUGCCUGACAAAGAAAGCAAGGAGCUUGCUGACUGGAUGAACGUCGUACUAGGAAAUCACAAAGUUGUCGGUGUUAAGGUUUCUAAUCGACUGAGGAACACCAGUCAUCCUGCCAUGAUAACAGUACCUGACAUGGUGGCAGCCAAACACUGGCUUAAACUAAUCAAGAGUGAAAACCACAGUAAAGACAUCGGAGAUGCCAAGUUUCAGAUCAUUCAACCUAYGUUGGAGAUAAACCCAAAACAUGAAUUAAUCAAAAAGCUUGAGAAAGCAAGAGAAAGCAAUACUCAACUAGCUACUCUCAUCACCAACCAGAUUUAUGAUAAUGCACUCAUUACAGCAGGACUGAUAGAGGACCCGAGACCAAUGGUUGCACGUCUGACUACCUUGCUUAGCAAAGCCCUUGAUCAUAAUUGAAGAUCUAUUAGCUUCAAGCAGUCAGCUCAAUUUGCAACCAAGCUGUAGGUAAAAAUAGAUUUAAUGAAAAUUGUACCCUACAGGCUGUCUGGAGUGUGAUGGUUAACAAAAUGGGAACRGAAAUGAAUGAAUGCAUGAUGAUAAAUCCAAAAGCUGAAUAAAAUAAUGCAUUGUUCAGAGCAACAAAACACAACUUCUUUUCUGCACAGAACCUUCUCAUUAGUGAUUAAGGUUUUUCAUUGUGAUGUCACUAUCAAAGAAAAUAUUUUUUC
Messenger RNA from Actinia tenebrosa (Australian red waratah sea anemone), 2497 nucleotides. RefSeq names its product heat shock protein 75 kDa, mitochondrial. The record is from RefSeq and is a predicted model, not a curated record. Gene Ontology annotation, molecular function: ATP-dependent protein folding chaperone; ATP hydrolysis activity; ATP binding. NCBI's taxonomy places the organism in Eukaryota, Metazoa, Cnidaria, Anthozoa, Actiniaria, Actiniidae. Gene Ontology annotation, biological process: protein folding.